Staurois parvus is the source of this 630-nucleotide messenger RNA. Lineage: Eukaryota; Metazoa; Chordata; Amphibia; Anura; Ranidae. The record is from the annotation of a GenBank genome assembly.
AUGGCUUCUCUGGGUCUGCAGGUGUUGGGCAUCGCCCUCUCUAUCAUAGGAUGGCUGGGCACUUUGAUCACCUGUGCUCUCCCUAUGUGGAGGGUGACAGCCUUCAUCGGGAACAACAUCGUGGUGGCCCAGAUCGUUUGGGAAGGACUAUGGAUGAACUGCGUGGUGCAGAGCACAGGGCAGAUGCAGUGCAAGAUCUAUGACUCCAUGCUGGCCCUUCCUCAGGACCUCCAGGCAGCCAGAGCCCUGGUGGUCAUCGCCAUCAUUGUGGCCCUCCUGGGAGUGCUCAUGGCCAUCAUUGGAGGCAAGUGCACCAACUGCGUGGAAGAUGAGUCUGCCAAGGCUAAGGUCAUGAUCGUCGCUGGCAUCAUCUUCAUCCUGGCCGGAAUCCUCACCUUGAUCCCAGUGUCCUGGUCCGCCAACAACAUCAUCCGAGACUUCUACAAUCCUCUGGUGGUGGAAGCUCAGAAGAGAGAGCUGGGGGCAUCGCUGUACAUUGGCUGGGCGGCCGCUGCCUUGCUCCUCCUGGGCGGUGCCAUGCUGUGCUGCAACUGCCCACCAAGGGACCAGAAGCCUUACUCUGCCAAAUACUCCGCAGCACGAUCUGGACCAGCCAGCAACUACGUGUAA